GGUGCUUUGCAAGCAGCGUCCUGACACGUAAGAGACCCACGCAAUUUUUUUUUUUUUAAAGGAACAAGUUUCUUUCCAAGAAGUUGGAUGAAAACCCCUUGGAAUUGAUGCAGUUGCUCUGUAGCGUCUCUCCAAUUUACAACAACCUGGAGGUUCCUUAAAAAACGCACCGGGACGCUCCGGUAGAGGAGCCGACGCAGCGACAUGAGAUUUCCAAUCCUUGUUUCUGCCCUGCGGUCGAUUGGCCCGGUGGUAAUCGGCAUUUCUUUAGGAUUCACAUUGAGUCUCCUCAGUGUAAACUGGACUCAAGAAUUGUGUUAUGCGGACCAGAGUACCCCUGUGAGUCGUGAUGAGCAGUCCAAAGGAGCCCGAAAAAACAAUUCCAUUCCACCCGUCCACGACGAGUUGGAAGAGGAUUGGGAACCAAGAAUAGUGCCGUAUAAACCGAUUGAGCAGAGUAACCCAAAGAAAGUUUUCAGGGCCAAAUAUAUAAGUACAGAACUGGGGAUUCGCGAGCCUCUGUUUGUCGGAGUCUUGACAUCCAAAAACACCAUCAAUACCUUGGGUGUAGCUGUCAAUCGCACCAUCAGCCAUCAUCUGGACACCGUGGUCUUCUUCACCGGCACGUACAACCGUAAAGCGCCCCACGGAAUGUUUGUAGUUUCACACGGAGAUGAAAGACUGAUCUGGAACAUGUUUCAGACCAUGAGGUACAUUUACGAACAUUAUAUCAACACGUAUGACUGGUUUUACUUCGUCCAAGAUGACGCUUACACCGAAGCCGACAGAAUCAAAGAUCUUGUUGGUCACCUGAGUAUAAAUGAAGACGUUUACAUGGGCGGUCCAGAGGAGUUCAUAGGCGAGGAGAUGGAAGGGAGCUACUGUUACGGAGGCUUUGGCUACCUCCUGUCUCGAACUUUGCUGCUUCGACUUCAACCCUUCCUGGAAAAUUGUAGAAACGAUAUUCUGAGCGCCAGGCCUGACGAGUGGCUCGGGAGAUGCAUCAUCGACUACACGGCUACUAACUGCGUCAGCGACGUUCAGGGGCUCCACUACCACCAUUAUCAGUUGGAGAAAAAUUCCGAUCCAAGCAAAGAGCAGAGUGAGCAGUUUCGAAGAGCUCUGACUGUCCAUCCAGUGUCUGACCCUGAAGAGAUGUACCGUCUGCACAGACACUUCACGGAGAUUGAACUGCAGAAGACUUACGAUGAGAUUGCUAAGCUCCAGGCAGAAAUAAAAAAUGUCAGCGCUGACGCUUUUGACGGCAACCGGAGUGCACAGUGGCCAAUAGGAAUCAACCCACCUUUUGAACCAAAGUCUCGCUACGAGGUUAUAAAAUGGGACUACUUCACCGAAGAUGACAUUUAUUCAUGCAUCGACGGAUCCCCCAAGUGCGAUCUGCAUGGCAUCGACCGCAUGGAUGUGGCUGAUGUCAUCGACGUAGCUGUCAAGGAGCUGAACGAGAAGUACAACCCAAUUUUGCACCUGAAGAAGCAGCGCCUGAUUAACGGCUACAGACGCUUCGACCCUACCAGAGGCAUGGAGUACACGUUGGAUUUACAACUGGAGGCGGUCACCCGCAAAGGUCACAGUCGUUCUAUCACCAAGCGUGUUCAUCUGGUUCGACCUUUGAGCCAGGUGGAGAUCAUUCCCAUGCCGUACGUCACGGAAGGUACGAGGGUUCACGCCAUUAUACCGAUGACCGCGGUGGAUCGGGACUAUGUGGAGCAGUUCUUCAAAGUCUUUGCCGCCAAUGCUUUUGAAACGAGUGAAAACAUCAUCCUGACCUUUCUAUUCAUUUAUGAUCUGGUGGAGGCACAGCAAGUUAACCAGAAUGACAUAUUUGCCAGCGUCAAGACUCAGAUAAACCUCUACGAGCACAAAUACCCUACAGUGAAAAUCCCUUGGAUAAGCGUGAAGACAGAAACGCCAUCUCAGAUCAAAUUCAUGGAUAUCAUCUCCAAAAAACACCCAGUCGACACACUUUUCCUCCUAGCGAGCGUCAACACCAAAGUCAAUUCAGAGUUUGUCAACCGCUGCCGCAUGAAUUCCAUCAACAACUGGCAAGUCUUCUUCCCAAUCCAUUUCCAGGAUUACAACCCCGACGUGGCCUAUCACAACAAGCCACGCCCGACCACAAUCGACCUGCUGAAGGAUUCGGGACAUUUCGAUCGCUGGUCAUUCGACGAAGCUUGUUUUUACAACGCCGACUACAUGGCGACGCGCACGAAAAUGGUCGCAGACGUCCAAGAGAACGAGGAUAUCCUCGAGACGCUGGACAUCUAUGACAUGUUUGUGAAAUACUCGGGGUUGCACGUAUUCAGGGCGGUAGAGCCGGCUUUGCACCAGGGCUACCGCGACCUCACCUGCAACCCACGGCUCAGCGAGGACAUCUACCACAGGUGUGUUCAGAGCAACUUGGAAGGCGUGGGUUCUAGCUCCCAACUCGCAAUGCUGCUGUUUGAACAAGAACAAGCCAACAGCACAUGAGAGCCAAACCUCUUUGCUCAAGCGGGGCGUGAAAAGCUGUGUAUCUUCAAAUGGAUGUCAGGACAAAACAAUUUCUAUGCGUCGGAAUAUAACGGCGACGCUGAACAAAUCAAUCACGUUUACAACACCAUUAAGCACAUCGAGCAAUGCACCGAGAACAACUGAACUUAACUCGCUGCAAUGAAAACAACUGCGCCCCCUGGUGUCCGGAAGAUAUUUCAUAUAUUGUCCCUGUUACGGUUUGGCACUGGCUUGCGAAAUCUCACUUGCUACCUGAAAGCUUUACUUUUGUUGUGAAAGAUGAAGUUAUACAACAGUGCAUUUUCACCGCAAAAGGAAUUUCCAACCGCCUGCCACUCAUGAACACUAGUUGCACAACCCCUCAGUGGCAUUCGGUCACGGUUGCUCGAUGUAGGGCAGGGAAGUAGCCAGAACCGAAGGACAGGCAUACCAUUCACAUUUCGCAAUAUUUGACCACUAUGUUAUGGAAGCAGGGUUUUUUACGAUUGGGUGUGCCCAGUCACACACCCUCAUUCUCUGCACCUAUAUGUUUCCACAAUAACCAGGAUCUUGAUCUGGGUUUUGUGCUAUUAGGUCCUCUCUUUUUUGCACUAGGGGCCAGUCUGCAAUUGUUUGCGAUGGACAGAGCAUGGCUGCUUUGGUAUAAGUUUUCGUGUUGGUCAGUCCGAGUUAACCAAACAAGAUAUUUAAAAGUGGUUUGCACUGUAACAGUCUUCAGGCCUGCACCGUCACUGACCAAAAACACAAACAUUGUUUUAGUAAACACAGUCCUUUGCUAGACAGUUACCUUCUAUUCUUCGUCUGUAGUUAUGCAUCAAAAUUGCUGUAAUUGUGCCUUGAAACUGAAUGUUCCAACAGAUGGUUCUUUUUAAAGUCGUAUUUAUGUUACAUAAUAGUUUUGCCAUUCAGGUGCUGAAGUUGUGUUUUUCAUCAGUCGUUUGAGUUGGUACGCCACACUUAGCCGAUGCAUGAAGCUGAGUCGGGAUGUUGCAAGACCUUUUGAGGGCAAGCGCCUCUCCACAAGUUAUGUAUGUGCCUCAAACCAACGGACUGGAGCAUUUCCUGCCCGUCUUUGGUAUGUAGUAUAUAGGGGCGUGUGUACAUUUGACUCUAUAUGACUAAAGAUGUGCUCACAGGAAGCCUGGAAGAACUGAAUAUUUCCCAAGAGAUUUUCUGGAUGAGGUAGAAAUUCUUCAUGCCAGCAUUGUUUGACAACAUGUGUUUAUGUGGUUUGCGAGGACUAAUAUUUGAACUCGCCAAGGUUUUAAUGAGUCCAAUUUCAUUUCCAUUGUCCAUUGAAGUUCUCGCGUAUCAUUGUCCUCUUUUGUUAUAGUUACAUUUAAAGUAAGUGCAAAGUUUUAAUAGAACAAUUUUACUGCAACGGUGUUAGAAUGGUAGCAAUGGACGCAGGAACGUUUUUAUUUCCUUUUAAAUAAAGAAGUUACUUAAAAAGUGCAAUAUUGCUGCUAUCGCCACUGUUGAGUUACCAGAUGGAAAACAUUGGCAUUUACUUGAUAUUACCGUAUGGUACUUUUUUUUUUCCCUCCACCCUCAUCGAAUAAAAGAAUCAGGUACAAGGGAUUCAAAGUAAUCCAUGCUUGGCAAGUUUUUCAAGAUUGCUCUAAAUGCAAUGAUUUGAUUUACUUGUGCAAGUUUGCGUGCAGAUGAUGCCCCACAGCAUGCGUCUGGAGAUCGGCCAAUUAUUAAUUAGAUGGCUUCUACUCGGUUGGAAAUGCUGUAAGAAGGCGAAGAGCUAGAAAUAUAAGCACCGUUUUUUUUUUUUUCUUCCUUACUGUGAUUCAUGCAAUGAUUCAUUCACAAUAAUAAUCCCACACAUUACGAUGUAUGACUACGAUGAUUUAGGUCUGUCUUUUAAAACUGUUUUGCUGUAUUUUUCUUUGAACUAUUAUAUCUGACCAUGGGGUCAUUUAACUGUCAAGACAAUGCUCUGCUGAAUGUUUUCCCACAAAGAGCAUGAAACAAUGAACCAAUAUUUGUUAACCUUCCCAAAACCACUGUGAAUUUUGGCUACAACAAAAUGAUCUGUGUGUGUUCACCAAAGCCAACAAAGUUGGACUACGUUAAACUAUGCUGUAGACUGUUUGAUCAUAACGCACACAUUUUUUUGGAAACUUUUUUAAAGCCUUUGUAGUUCCAUCCAUCACUUCACGUUAUCAGAUGAUGAACACUCCCUUGUUGUUAUUUGUUAUUAUUAUUGUGGCAUUUGGCCUCGAUGACCAUUUAAACAUUUCUUUUGUUUUCUGUUACGUAAUAUGUCCAAUACCAUGUUUUUUUUGUUUGUUUUUUCCAUCUAGAUUAUUGGAACCAAAUGUGUUUGAUUUUUACUGGUACCAAUCUAACCAAAGCAAGUGAAACAAGAUGCGUUUUUCAACAUGUGCUGUAAUCACCAAUCAAAUGUGAAAUGUAUUUUUCUUUUUUUAAAUUAAACGUGUUUUAUGAUUAA
This is a messenger RNA of Syngnathus typhle (broad-nosed pipefish), 4975 nucleotides long. RefSeq names its product chondroitin polymerizing factor a (gene chpfa). The record is from RefSeq and is a predicted model, not a curated record. Bases 205 to 2490 code for a protein of 761 amino acids. NCBI's taxonomy places the organism in Eukaryota, Metazoa, Chordata, Actinopteri, Syngnathiformes, Syngnathidae. Gene Ontology annotation, cellular component: Golgi cisterna membrane. The transcript has 4 exons. Gene Ontology annotation, molecular function: glucuronosyl-N-acetylgalactosaminyl-proteoglycan 4-beta-N-acetylgalactosaminyltransferase activity.